AAGUCAUGGCAAACAAAGUGUCGUCGGAGCCUAACGUUAAACAACUUUUGCUUGAAUGCCGUGAGGCUAUCAAAACAGCUUAUAUCCCGUACAGCAAGUUUGCUGUCGGGGCCGCCGUCGAGACUAUUGACGGUGUCAUAUAUAGAGGCUGUAAUAUAGAGAACGCGGCCUAUACUGGCUGUAUAUGCGCUGAACGUACGGCGAUGUGUAAAGCCGUGUCCGAUGGCAUCACUCAAUUCAAGGCGAUAGCCAUUACAUCCAAUAUGCCGGCGCCUGAUCUCAUAGUACCCUGUGGUACGUGUCGACAGUUUAUUCGCGAGUUCUCAACUGAUUUGACGAUAUAUUUGGUUAGACCUGAUCUCACAUACGAGAAGACAUCGUUGGAAGCAUUGCUUCCGAAAUCUUUUGGACCACAAGAUCUGGAGAAAGGGGUCGGAAAGUAAGUGCUGAGAGAGAUAUAGAGAAGAUCCAGGGAUAUAAAUGUAGUACAAUCUAUGAUUUUGUGGUCAAUUUAAUAGUAUUUGGAUUAUAGUUCAAACUUUUACCAAAAUAAAGUAAAACAUAAUCAUUUUAUUUACAUUUUAUUUAUUAAUUAUAAUAAGUUAUAUAUAAAUUAAACCAAUUUAACAAAUAAAUCAUGUCUUAUAAGAAAUAUAGAAAAUUAAAGAUCAAGC
This is a messenger RNA of Oppiella nova, 674 nucleotides long. The record is from the annotation of a GenBank genome assembly. NCBI's taxonomy places the organism in Eukaryota, Metazoa, Arthropoda, Arachnida, Sarcoptiformes, Oppiidae.